CAACUGUUGCGAUUCCAUCCAAUCAAAAGCUUAUAUGUCGCUACUGCGACAUUACUAUGGGGACGUUCAAGCUCCCGAGUGGAUAAAACCACGAAUGUCAAGUGCAUGGUUAAAUACAUCUUAGUAUAGUUAUCAUUCAACUGUUUCUUAUUUACACCGUGGGUUGGGGUUUUGCGAUUACAUUCGAGAGGUAACGAGCUGGUAUCACGCCAAAUUUCUGAGAAACAAAGUAUAUACCAGCAAAAUACGAGCUGUGACUUCAAUUAAGUCAUUUUUACAAUAAUCUUGCGACGAUUACACGGUGUGACAAUUCCAUAAACGUUAACGGGGGAAAUGGAUAUUGUAAGAUUAGUAACAUCAAAAUUGAAUGUUGAAGACAUAACCAAUGAAAUAGCAUCACCAAGUUGUGGUGCUAUUUCUUUAUUUGUUGGUACAACACGUGAUACAUUUGAAGAUCGCAAGGUGGUUCAACUGGAGUAUGAAGCAUAUGAAGAAAUGGCCCAAAAGUCCAUGAAAAACCUUUGUUGUCAAAUUAGAGAUAAAUGGAGCAUAAAAAAUAUAUCAAUCCAUCACAGGUUGGGGAUCGUUCCUGUCAAGGAGGCCAGUGUGGUUAUUGCUGUUGCUUCACCCCACAGAGCUGAAUCCCUGAAGGCUGUUGAGUUUGCCAUCAAUGAACUGAAAGCUUCUGUCCCAAUAUGGAAGAAAGAGGUGUAUGAAGUGCAUGAUCCAGAAUGGAAAGAAAACAAGGAAUGUUCUUGGAAGAAAUGUUGAAUAUAUAAUUGUGCUACCCAGACAGGAGAAAUUUAUUUCAUACAGAAAAAAAAAAUUGAUGAAGUGUAGUGUAAUAUCCAUUUUCCUGGGUUUAAUGAUCUGUUAUUAUCUAUUUGUGAGUCCAAUUAUCCAGGAUUUGUUUAACAAAAAACAAAUAAUUUUUCUGCAAAUGAAAUUAUGAUAUGUACCAAAUUUAUGGGAAUUAUUUAAUAUAAACAUUGUACAUAAUACUAUUAAUUUUUACACCUAUCAUAUUGAGUCGCUUUGAUUUUGCAUUAACUUCCUUCACUGACAUUACCCUGGAUAGUGGAGAUUAUUCUGAACAGGUUUUUAAGGUCAUUUCAAUCUAAAGCAAAUUUAUGUAGUACAUUAUUGAAAUUAGGGCAUAAUGGCUAGCGGUAUCAUAUAAGAACACAAAUAUUAAAAUACCAAUUCUUCAAGAUUUUUUGAAUUUAUGAAAAGGUCCUCGGUAUAGUAAUUUUCAUGGUACAUACAUUUAUUUUGUUUUAGUUAACUCCUUUUUAAUGAAGACAAUGUCCAAAUUGGUGUUAAAAAAUAAAUAAAAAAAUAAUGUGGGACCAAUUAAUCAACAUGUCAAUGCAAUAUAUUAAGGGCAUUAAAUAAGGAGCUAAACCCUCCAUUAAAAAUUAUAUUUUUCUUCCAUGUUAAGGAGCUUUCUCAAUUUGAGCUUUAAAAAAAAUAUUGAUGAACCCUGUUACCAGCAAUCUUUCUUAUCAAUUGCAUAUUUCUUUAAUUUUUUUGUGUUAAAAGUAAAACAAGUAGCAAAGUACAAAAAGCUGUAGUUUGGGAGUGUAGUUUGUUGACUGAAAUAUGUGAUAAAACAAAUAUGUUUAAUUAUUUCAAGAUUUGAAAAAUGACCAUAUGACCAGACAGUGUUUUAUUUUAUUUGUUCACAACAUUUCAACCUGGGACCACAUAUUCUUCAGGUGUAUACUGAAUAAUGAUUAAAAUAAGAGAAAAUUAAAAGUAAUUAACUAUUAUAAAUUACAUAUUAUUUCAUGUUUAUCAUUAUAUAGGAUGCAUCUGAAGUAAAUCUCAUCCUGAGACUGAAACUCUGUGAACAAAUGAAAUAAAAUAUUGUCUGUUCAUCUAGUUGAUCUUCAAUAUGUGAAAUUAUUUUAAUAGACAUAAAUCUUAUCCUUGUUCCAAAUUGUAUUACACAUUUAAUGUGAUGUUAUAAAGAAAUAAUAUUACUUUGAGAAAUAUAUUUGCAAAAACUAAUUUUUGUGAAGGACAAUGGUAGUUUUGUGUAAUUAAAUAUAUAUGAAUUGUUAUACUUAUGAAGUGCAGCUAUAUUGUUUUAGUUUUCUCAAAAUAAAAACUUUAUGAUGUUAUAAGAA
This is a messenger RNA of Gryllus bimaculatus (two-spotted cricket), 2132 nucleotides long. The record is from the annotation of a GenBank genome assembly. Lineage: Eukaryota; Metazoa; Arthropoda; Insecta; Orthoptera; Gryllidae.